This is a messenger RNA of Callorhinus ursinus (northern fur seal), 4265 nucleotides long. The record is from RefSeq and is a predicted model, not a curated record. Lineage: Eukaryota; Metazoa; Chordata; Mammalia; Carnivora; Otariidae.
GUGACGGAAGUGCCGCUUACGCCUGCCUGACGUCCCUCGGGAGACCCUGCGCCGCUCCUCGUAGCCGCGGCCAUGUCUGGACCCGGCAACAAACGCGCCGCCGGCGACGGUGGCUCAGGGCCCCCAGAGAAGAAGCUGAGCCGCGAGGAGAAGACCACGACCACGCUUAUAGAGCCCAUCCGUCUUGGGGGCAUCUCUUCCACGGAGGAGAUGGACCUGAAGGUUCUGCAGUUCAAGAACAAGAAACUGGCAGAGCGGUUGGAACAGCGACAGGCUUGUGAAGAUGAACUCCGAGAACGAAUUGAGAAGCUGGAGAAGCGGCAGGCCACAGAUGAUGCCACACUCCUCAUUGUCAAUCGCUACUGGGCCCAGCUGGAUGAAACUGUGGAAGCCCUUCUCCGACACCAUGAGAGCCAGGGGGAGCUGUCUUCAGGGACAGAGGCGCCUGGGACCCAGGAGGGGCCGACACGUGAUGAGACCCCUCUCACAGAGCCAGGGACAUCGGAGCUGAGGGAGCCCCUGCCAGUGCAGCUGCGGCCCCCCCUCAGUGAGCCAGCCUUGGCUUUUGUGGUAGCACUGGGCGCCAGCAGUAGUGAGGAGGUGGAGCUGCAGCUCCAGGGCCGAAUGGAGUUCUCCAAAGCAGCCGUGUCCCGUGUCGUAGAGGCUUCAGACCGCCUACAGCGCCAGGUGGAGGAACUCUGUCAGCGAGUAUACAGCCGAGGGGACAGUGAGCCCCCCGGUGAGGUGGCUCGGGCACGCACGCGGGAGUUGGGUCGUGAGAACCGGCGGCUGCAGGACUUGGCCACCCAGCUACAAGAGAAGCACCAUCGCAUCUCGUUGGAGUACUCUGAGCUCCAGGAUAAAGUGACAUCAGCAGAGACCAAGGUGCUGGAGAUGGAGACGACGGUGGAGGACCUGCAGUGGGACAUAGAGAAGCUGCGCAAGCGUGAGCAGAAGCUCAAUAAGCACCUGGCGGAGGCCUUGGAGCAGGUGGGGCUGGGGUGCUGGGUCAGAUGGAGCCACGGCUGGGUACGUGGAGCCCUCGCUUCUCUCCUCCACCCCCAUCGGUCUGUCUCUCCACAGCUCAACUCUGGCUACUAUGUGUCUGGGAGCUCCUCCGGCUUCCAGGGGGGCCAGAUUACACUCAGCAUGCAGAAGUUUGAGAUGCUGAAUGCAGAGUUGGAGGAAAACCAGGAAUUGGCCAACAGCCGUAUGGCAGAGCUGGAGAAGCUGCAGGCCGAACUUCAGGGGGCUGUGCGGACCAAUGAGCGCCUCAAGGUUGCCCUGAGGAGCCUUCCCGAGGAGGUGGUGAGGGAAACAGGGGAGUACCGAAUGCUGCAGGCCCAGUUCUCACUGCUCUACAACGAGUCUCUGCAAGUGAAGACCCAGCUUGAUGAGGCCCGGGGGCUGCUGCUGGCUACCAAGAAUUCCCACCUAAGACACAUUGAGCACAUGGAGAGCGAUGAGCUGGGGCUGCAGAAGAAGCUGCGCACAGAGGUUAUCCAGCUGGAGGACACACUGGCGCAGGUACGCAAGGAGUACGAGAUGCUGCGCAUCGAGUUUGAGCAGAACCUGGCGGCCAACGAGCAGGCAGGGCCCAUCAACCGUGAGAUGCGCCACCUGAUCAGCAGCCUCCAAAACCACAACCACCAGCUAAAGGGGGAUGCCCAGCGGUACAAGCGGAAGCUGCGGGAAGUGCAGGCGGAGAUUGGCAAGCUCCGGGCCCAGGCCAGCGGCUCCACCCACUCCAUCCCCAACCUGGGCCACCCAGAAGACUCUGGGCUCAGUGCCCCAGCCCCAGGGAAAGAAGAGGGUGGGCCGGGCCCUGUCACUGCGCCCGAUGGCAGAAAGGAGAUGGCUUCAGUGCCUGGCACCACCACUACUACCUCCUCAGCGAAGAAGGAGGAGCUGGUGCCCUCUGAGGAAGAUGCCCAGGCCAUAACUCCUGGGUCCCAGGGCCCCUCCUCCCGGGGCCGAGAACCUGAGGCCAGGCCCAAGCGGGAGCUUCGAGAGCGGGAAGGGCCUGGCCUGGGACCCCCAUCUGUAGCCUCAGCUCUCUCAAGGGCUGAUCGGGAGAAGGCCAAGGUGGAGGAGGCCAAGAGGAAGGAGUCAGAACUCCUCAAAGGUCUCCGAGCAGAGCUCAAGAAGGCCCAGGAGAGCCAGAAGGAGAUGAAGCUGCUACUGGACAUGUACAAGUCAGCACCCAAGGAACAGCGGGAUAAGGUGCAGCUCAUGGCAGCUGAACGCAAGGCCAAGGCUGAGGUUGAUGAACUACGGAGCCGUAUUCGGGAAUUGGAGGAAAGGGACAGAAGGGAGAGCAAAAAAAUUGCAGAUGAGGACGCCCUGCGGCGCAUUCGGCAGGCGGAGGAGCAGAUCGAACACCUGCAGCGCAAGUUGGGUGCUACCAAGCAGGAAGAGGAGGCUCUGCUGUCAGAGAUGGAUGUGACUGGUCAGGCUUUUGAAGACAUGCAGGAGCAAAAUGGGAGGCUGCUACAGCAGUUACGGGAAAAGGAUGAUGCCAACUUCAAGCUGAUGUCUGAGCGGAUCAAGGCCAACCAGAUUCACAAGCUGCUGCGGGAGGAGAAGGAUGAGCUGGGCGAGCAAGUUCUGGGCCUGAAGUCCCAGGUGGAUGCCCAGCUGCUGACCGUGCAGAAGCUGGAGGAGAAAGAGCGGGCCUUGCAGGGCAGCCUUGGGGGUGUGGAGAAGGAGCUGACGCUGCGCAGCCAGGCCCUGGAGCUCAACAAGAGGAAGGCUGUGGAAGCAGCCCAGCUGGCCGAGGAUCUAAAGGUGCAACUGGAGUACGUGCAGACACGGCUGCGAGAGAUCCAGCCUUGCCUGGCGGAGAGCCGGGCUGCUCGCGAGAAAGAGAGCUUCAACCUCAAGAGAGCUCAGGAGGACAUCUCACGGCUGCGGCGCAAGCUGGAGAAGCAGAGGAAGGUGGAGGUUUAUGCAGAUGCCGAUGAAAUCCUCCAGGAGGAGAUCAAGGAGUACAAGGCGCGGUUGACCUGCCCCUGCUGUAACACCCGCAAGAAGGAUGCAGUCCUUACCAAGUGCUUCCACGUUUUCUGCUUCGAGUGCGUGCGGGGCCGCUAUGAGGCCCGCCAGAGGAAGUGCCCCAAGUGCAACGCGGCCUUUGGUGCCCACGACUUCCAUCGCGUCUACAUCAGCUGAACCUGUAACUCAGGGGACUCUGGAACACCCACGGACCCUGGGGGCUGUGCCUCCAGUCCCUCCCCACCUCAUGUUCAGUGGCCCCUACCCUCCAUUCCAGACCCUGUGGGCCCAGCCCCACUCCACCUAGUUGGUUUGGGGGUCCCAGUGCGUGCUAGUGGGGGUGAGAUCCGUCAAGCUCAGUUCCAUCUUUCCCCCCCAGUCAGAGCUGUAGCCUAAGGGGCACCUGCCCUGCAGGAAGGGUCUGCUCUGAGCGGAGCACUCAGCUGAGCUCCUUGGAAGCUGGCCCUAACCCUUGGCCACAGGCUGACUCCUAGGCAGCUGUCUCCGUGGGCCCAUCCUAGUCCAAAGGGUGAAAUCCCCCAGGCUGUGACCUCCUACCCAAGAGGAGGUGCGUUCACUACCUGCUUACCCACAAGUGAGGACCAGGGGUGGGCCAGUUUCCCCAGGCCCUUAACUCCGGGGCCCAGGGAGACUUUCCCAGCUUGGGUGGGGCUUCCCUCCUGUGGAGUUCCCUGGGCUCUUUGGUCUGGCUCUUAUGCUAAGGGCUGAAGGAGGUACCCCCUGGGGGGGGGGCACGGUCCUCCUCUUCUGGGGAACUUUGGCUGCUGCAGUCACCUUGCCCUCAUCUCAGGAGUGCUGAACGAAGAUCAUCAGUCUCUAUUCUAAUCAGCCUCCCCCCCAUCUCUAUUUCUUUCCCAAGCCCACUUAGCCCACCCCCACCCCCCACCUCAUGCUUCCCAAGACUCCAGUGGGUCCCCAGCCUGGACCCUGCAUUCAUCCUAAUGGCUUUAACUGCAGUGGAGGCGGAAUUUCCCAGGAGGGGAAGGGACAGACUAGCGGCUGGGCCAACUUCCAAUCAUUCCAGGUAGAGGAGCUUCAUCUAACGCCCUGUGACUGAGCCUGUCCCCAAGAUGCUUCCUGUGCUGCCUGCCCAAGCAAACUCCCAUGGGUUGUGAAGGCCACAGGCAGGGGCCUGGAAGGUGGAGCUGCUGACAGGUGCAAGGGUCCAUUCAGACCCAUAGGCCCUGCUCUAGAGAUUUCUUGUAUAGGCUGUUAAUUGUUAUGAAUAAACAUCCAACCCUCAGCCUACA